Molecule: messenger RNA, 1004 nt
Organism: Neltuma alba
Lineage: Eukaryota; Viridiplantae; Streptophyta; Magnoliopsida; Fabales; Fabaceae
Product: protein CENTRORADIALIS-like
Exons: 4
Coding region: 84-608 (174 amino acids)
Biological process (GO): vegetative to reproductive phase transition of meristem; negative regulation of flower development
Cellular component (GO): cytoplasm; nucleus
Source: RefSeq, a predicted model, not a curated record
AUCUCAUCACUGAGGGUGUAUUCUAGUAGUCUCCGCUUUCCAGUACUCAUAUCCUCCCUCGUCACUGGUCACUUACUCUUGCAAUGGCAAGAAUGCCAACAGAACCUCUUGUUGUGGGGAGGGUGAUAGGAGAUGUCAUUGAUUCUUUCAACCCAAGUGUGAGAAUGACUGUGACUUACAGCAACAACAAGCAAGUGUUUAAUGGGCAUGAACUGUUCCCUUCGGCAGUGACGGCCAGGCCUAGGGUUGAGAUUGCUGGAGCUGAUAUGAGGUCCUUCUUUACUCUGGUUAUGACAGACCCGGAUGUUCCAGGCCCUAGUGACCCUUAUCUGAGAGAGCACUUGCAGUGGCUGGUAACUGACAUCCCCGGCACAACAGAUGCCACAUUUGGCAAAGAGUUGGUGAGCUAUGAGAUCCCAAAGCCUAAUAUAGGGAUCCACAGGUUCGUGUUUGUGCUAUUCAAGCAGAACCGUAGGCAGUGUGUAGCUUCUCCUUCCAACAGGGAUCACUUCAACACCCGCAACUUUGCCGCAGAAAACGAGCUUGGCCUUCCAGUCGCUGCCGUCUACUUCAAUGCGCAACGAGAAACCGCAGCCAGAAGACGCUGAUCGAUCUUCAAUUAGUAUCAGUCAACCAAAUCAACUAAUUAGCUGGUAAUUGAUAAUCAAUUAAUGUGUGGAAUAAAGUGAUUAUGUAUCUAUAUAUUCUCCGGUGAUGCUGGGGGAUGCUAGGAUAUAUGGUAGUUUCAGCGUAUGGGAUUGAGAAACGUGGCAGAAACUAUCAUUUCUCGUUGGACUCUGCUACAUAUUCAUGCUCACUUUCCAUCAGAUCGUUGUACUGUAUUCAUGUAUGCAUAUUACCUUGUGGGUAUAACAGGGGAUCUCAUAGAAAUAAGAAACCUGGUUUACUAUAGUUCGUCACGCCUUUAGGGUUCUCUAUGUGUCUUGGUGUUAUUCUCAAGUCUGAAUUCUAGUGUUCAGACAUAAAAAUUAUUACUUUAGCAA